GCGAUGUCCUGUAAAGAGAAUGGAUGUUUUCUCGCGAAAUGCUUUGGGUGCGAGGAUGAUGAGUUGAGUGACUUGACACGCAGUCGAGCUUUGCAAAGUCCGGAGUUGGAUAGACACGCGCUAGCUGGUCUAUUCGUCGCUGUUCGCUCUGGAUGGGUGCAGUGCUAUGACUGUGUGGGGCUGUGACAGACGACGAGCUGCCAGACGCUGCCGAGCUAGCCUGGUCUGUGCGUCUCGCCAAGAUCUGGUUUAGCGCGGCGGUAGAUCGACUGUCUGCUCUGUCCUGACUGAGAAUUUCAAUUUGCAAAUGUCGAUGACGCAUAUCAGAUGUCACAUCUCCACAGCUAUCCCGCACUUGGAAGGGAGCGGAUGAUCAAGACACCCCUUGCGUGCCCAAACAAUGCGCAUUUGACCUGAAUGCCCGAUCCCGCCAUGGACAAUCUCGGUAUCAGCAGCGACGGCUUGACUCUACCAGAUGAGCACGUCCUGACCGUCCUACCAAGUCGGAGUAUCUUCGAAGAAGACACGAAUUUGGAAGGAGGUGCUGAUCAACGGCUCGCUGCCGAAGGUGAUCUCGAACUGCCAGGUGACGAAGACGAGACUGAGGAUGCGAGCGAUCAAUCGUACAUGGCCAUCGACGAGCCGCUAGCAGGAGGCAACAUCUCCUCGCUGGCAGGGGCUGCCUUGCAGGGCGAGACAGCCCACGGCAUCGUCAGGCUGCUCGCGCUUGUCAUACAAGAGCUUUCGGACAGCGCUGCUGUUGCCGGCAACACGGAUGCACCAGCUCACUCUGCCAUCUUGUGCCACGAUUCCGUCCAACACAUUCGCAGCCAUGCUUGCGAUCUCGGCUGGGGCUGUGGCUUCAGAAAUGCUCAGAUGCUCCUGAGCUGCAUUCGAGAUCUGCCACCGUAUCGCGAACAUCUUCUGCGGCUUCAAGAAGGCGACGAGGCAGAUAUGCUGGCCGGACUACGCAAGCCCGAUGUUAGCGCGGACACAGAGAAAGCCUCGCCCUCUACGACGCCCUCACAACGCGCUGGCUCGACAGUGUGCGCGUCUAUACCCGCCAUCAAGGAAUUGCAAGCUGUAUCAGAGCAAGCGUGGCACGCGGGCUAUGAUGCCAAAGGCGCAUCGCAUUUCAAAAACUCGAUAGAGGGCUCAAAGCGCUGGAUCGGCACGACCGACGUUUAUACCAUGCUCACCUAUAUGGGCAUUCGUGUCGGCAUACUUGAUCUUCCAAAGACGACCGCGAGACCGGGAGAGAACCGCAGGCCUUGCGAGAGGCUCGUUGCCUGGAUUCAGACCUACUUUGCCGAAUCGCUUGGCUUGCCGGAAGGAAGGGACGCUUUGCCGGGGACUGAUAGACCUGCCGGUGCUCCGAUCGUUCGAAUCAGUAGUCGACCGUGCCUCUACCUCCAGCAGCAAGGGCAUUCCCGUACAAUCAUCGGCAUAGAAACCAUAGGCGACAAAGUCAAUCUGCUCACUUUCGAUCCCAGUCGACCGUCAUCGCGCAGGUUGAAGAAGCUUAGCAAAAGUCCUGUAGAAAUGCUCGCAGCCUCAGCAAAAGAAGUUACCGCAAAAGAAAGCAAGACUUUUCGCAUGAUCCGUCGUCUUCGUCAAAAAAUUGACGUCAGUGAAAAGAAACGCAUCGUAGGCAUGUACCGCAUCACGCUCAAUUCGCUCGCAUUGAAAGACCGAUACCAGCUCUUGUACGUCGUGCCUGGGCCCCCGCUCACGCUCGAGGAAAGAGACGCUCGCAAAACGCCAUACAGUCACAUAGCAUGAAGUGCCAGUGUCGUUGU
This is a messenger RNA of Mixia osmundae IAM 14324, 1799 nucleotides long. RefSeq lists its product as uncharacterized. Bases 418 to 1782 code for a protein of 454 amino acids. The transcript is spliced from 2 exons. NCBI's taxonomy places the organism in Eukaryota, Fungi, Basidiomycota, Mixiomycetes, Mixiales, Mixiaceae. The record is from RefSeq and is a predicted model, not a curated record.